CCGAAUCCGACAGAUCGGACGAAUCGGAGGAGGCGAGAGGGCGAGCGGGGCCGGGCGGGGCAGCAGCAGGUGGAGGCGCAGGGGGACGAGGAGACGAGGAGCGCAACUGCGGUAGCGAGGCCAGGGAGACGGGAGGAGGAGGAAGAGGACAGAGAGAGAGAGAGAGUGCCCGGGGGAGUCGAAGAGGAGUUGAAGAAGGGGACGCAGGGGGUGGGGGAAAGUAAGUCAGGCAAGUGAGAGAGUUGAGUUGAGUUGAGUUGAGCGAGCGAGCGAGCGAGAGAGAGAUCGGUAUAAGGAUUGGAGAGAGAGGGACCGAGGACGCAGACAGAGCAGACAGAGAGAGUGAGGAGGAGGAGGAGGAAGAGGCUCAGGUCGUGCAAUCAUCCUCAUCCAAUCUUUUUCCUUCCUUCCUCGUCACCGAUCCGAUAGUUGGGUUCGUAAGACGGGGAGCGGCGGGCUAGAAAAUCGGGGCUCGGAUUUCUGAUGCCCGAAAUUCUAAUUCUGCAUAAAGUGGGCCGUCCAGCAUGCACAUCACCACACACGCACCGACUUUGAUCCGUGCAGGCCGUGCUCUGUCUCGCAGACAAGCUAAGCAAGCUGCGUCUGCAGCAGAAAACUCCACUAGUUCCACUGCUGCCUCAUCCUCGUCUUCCAGAGCUGCGCACACGGCCGCUCUCCCUUCCGCCGUCGCACCCUUGGCUCGAUCCGACCCCGUCGUCCAAAGCACCCGCGGCGUGGUUGCCAAUCUGCAAUUGAGGCUGCGAUCUCACUUGCUCGGAUCCUCCCAGUUGAGAAACCCCAAUUUUGCCGCUUCCAUUUCUUUGCACCGCGGAGGCCCUGCUUUCUGCUCCUCGUCCAUCAGUGCUAGCGUCGCUCGCGUCGCCGGUGCCGCCGGAGGAUCUCUAGACUCGAGGUCGUCGUCGUCGUCCAGGGGCUACUCGACCAUGGGUUCUUCAAACAACCCCUUCAACGAAGUUUUGACCGACCUCCCCAAGCCAGGCGGAGGAUCCUAUGGGAAAUUCUACAGUUUGCCGAAAUUGGGCGACAAGAGAAUUGACAAGCUCCCAUACUCCAUCAGAAUCCUAUUGGAGUCUGCUGUGCGAAACUGCGACAACUUCCAGGUUUUGGAGAAGGAUGUCGAGAAGAUUAUUGACUGGGAGAAAACUUCCCCCCAGCAAGUCGAGAUCCCCUUCAAGCCAGCCCGUGUGCUCUUGCAGGAUUUUACUGGAGUCCCAGCUGUCGUAGAUCUUGCUGCCAUGCGAGACGCUAUCAAGCGAUUGGGAGGUGACCCCACCAAGAUUAACCCCUUGGUGCCAGUGGACCUCGUCAUCGAUCACUCCGUGCAGGUGGAUGUUGCUCGUAAAGCGAAUGCCCUUCAGAGCAACAUGGAGUUGGAGUUCAGCCGCAACAAGGAACGGUUUGCUUUCUUGAAGUGGGGUGCAACUGCGUUCCAGAACAUGCUUGUGGUGCCCCCCGGUUCUGGAAUCGUGCACCAGGUCAACUUGGAAUAUUUGGCCCGAGUUGUCUUCAACAACUCUGGACUUCUCUAUCCCGACAGUCUUGUGGGAACGGAUUCUCACACCACUAUGAUUGACGGUUUGGGAGUUGCCGGAUGGGGAGUAGGUGGUAUCGAAGCCGAAGCAUCUAUGCUCGGACAACCCAUGAGCAUGGUUCUCCCAGGAGUGGUUGGGUUCAAGCUGACUGGAAAAAUGAAAACUGGAGUUACUGCCACUGAUUUGGUGCUCACUGUGACUCAAAUGUUGAGGAAGCACGGAGUGGUCGGAAAGUUUGUGGAGUUUUACGGUGAUGGUAUGGGAGAACUUUCUCUUGCCGACCGUGCAACCAUCGCAAACAUGUCCCCCGAGUAUGGUGCCACUAUGGGAUUCUUCCCCGUCGACAGUGUUACUCUAGAUUAUUUGAGACUCACUGGUCGCGAUGAGGAGAAGGUCAACAUGAUUGAAGCCUACUUGAGGGCUAACAACAUGUUCAUUGAUUACGAGAAGCCAGCCGAAGAGAAUGUGUAUUCGUCGUACUUGGCUCUUGACCUCAACACAGUAGAGCCCUGCAUCUCUGGACCCAAGAGGCCACACGACCGUGUGACCUUGAAGGAAAUGAAGAAAGAUUGGGCAGCUUGUUUGAACAACAAGGUCGGCUUCAAGGGUUUUGGAAUCCCCAAAGAAGACCAAGGAACUGUUGCUAAGUUUGAGUUCAAUGGAAAGCCCGCUGAGCUCAAGCAUGGUGACGUCGUUAUUGCCGCAAUCACCAGUUGCACAAACACAUCCAACCCCACUGUCAUGCUCGGUGCCGGUCUGCUUGCAAAGAAGGCAACUGAGAAGGGUUUGCAGGUGAAGCCAUGGAUCAAGACCAGUCUUGCGCCCGGUUCUGGUGUCGUUACUAAGUACCUGCAGGAAAGUGGGUUGAACAAGUACUUGGACCAGCAGGGAUUCAGUCUGGUGGGUUACGGAUGCACCACCUGCAUUGGAAACUCUGGAGAGCUCGAUGAGAAGGUUGCCGCAGCUAUCGCUGACAGCGAUAUCGUCGCCGCCGCGGUUCUAUCAGGAAACAGGAACUUCGAGGGUCGUGUCCAUCCUUUGACUCGUGCCAAUUACUUGGCAUCACCUCCCUUGGUCGUGGCCUAUGCCUUCGCCGGAACUGUGAACAUCGACUUCGACAAGGAGCCCAUCGGUACUGGCAAGGAUGGAAAGCCUGUAUUCUUGGCAGACAUCUGGCCCAGCAGCGAGGAAAUUGCCGAGGUUGAGAAGAAGGCUGUUCUUCCAGAAAUGUUCAGAUCAAAUUACGAAACCAUUACAAAGGGCAAUGCCAUGUGGAACAAGCUUUCCUCACCCGAGGGUGAUCUUUACGCUUGGGAUGAGGAAUCAACCUAUGUCCAUGAACCUCCGUUCUUCAAGACAAUGACGAAGGACCCCCCAGGUGGUCACGGUGUGAAGGAUGCGUACUGUCUUCUCAACUUCGGUGAUUCCAUCACCACCGAUCACAUCUCUCCCGCUGGUAACAUCAGCAAGGACAGCCCAGCUGCCAAGUUUUUAAUGUCACGAGGUGUUGAGCGCAAGGAUUUCAACUCCUACGGAAGUCGCCGUGGUAACGAUGAAGUGAUGGCCCGUGGAACUUUUGCCAACAUUCGUAUUGUGAACAAGUUUUUGUCUGGCGAGGUCGGUCCUAAGACCAUUCACGUACCAACCAAAGAGAAGAUGUUUAUUUACGAGGCAGCGAAGAAAUACCAAGAGGAGGGUCACGAAACUGUCAUUCUUGCCGGUGCUGAGUACGGAAGUGGAAGUUCCCGUGAUUGGGCUGCCAAGGGCCCGUACUUGCAAGGUGUGAAGGCUGUUAUCUCCAAGAGUUUCGAGCGUAUUCACCGAAGCAAUUUGGUGGGUAUGGGAAUUAUUCCCCUUUGCUUCAAGAAGGGAGAAGAUGCCGACACCCUGGGACUUACUGGAUACGAAAGAUUCACCAUUGACUUGCCAACUGACGUGAAGCAAAUCAAACCCGGCCAAGAUGUGGUUGUCAAAACCGACGGCGGCAAGGAAUUUACUUGCACCCUUCGAUUUGACACUGCGGUGGAAUUGACCUACUUCGAACACGGAGGAAUUUUGCACUACGUUCUCCGACAGCUUCUUAACAACUAGAUUGUAAGCCUGUAACAUCUUGAGCGUCCCUCACAUCAUAUCGAUCCUGUUCACGAUCGAACGAAGGCUUGCGUUGUUUGGAACGAUGAGUAUAACAUUGGAGUACCAUGGUUUCCAAAAUUGUCGACGCGUUUUGAGAGGAGAUUCGACACCUUCUUUAGACAUGAGUGGGUAUACGCUUACACCCACAUAACACAGGGCAGGCACUCGCUCGAAGUGAAGUUUUUGGCAAUGAAAAAUUACUAUAUAAUAUUUUUAUUCCUCAAACGAGGGGUUCAUUGGUCUUCAGGUGUUGGCUCUUUGUUUGUGGAGCAGCACCAAUAUUGUAAUGGUUAUAAUGACACAUCUCUCUGUCUAAGGUUGUGGACAUUUUGGAAAUCUCGAAGGCCAGCUCAGGUCGAUUGUGGCACGAGAAAUUGUUAGUGAUAUUUGUGAGAGAAUUUUCUCAAGUUGAAACGGUCUAUAAUCGUCAAUGACUGCAACUGGAAGGCAGAAUUUAGUGGACUGGAGAGUAUGUAGUAGUGACCCUCGAAAACUAUUCAGGAUGAGCAGGUGGCACAAUUAGAAGUACAGAAAGGAAAAGAUCAAUUCAGUGUAGAUAAAAUCUUGAAAAGAUGUUACCCAGCUGUUCAAUAAGAGGACACAUUUUUGCGAUAAGUUGUUUGUAUUGGAACUCUCUUAUAUGUAGACGAGUUUUACGUCUGUGGAGCGCCGGCAUUGGAAUUUGGAAGUUUGCUUAACGAUCUCCGAUUUUAAGGAAGCAGCUUGAAUGUAUCUUGAGUUGCUCUUAGUACCAUCUGCUAUCUAUGUAACCUAGAAGUUUCCUAGACACCUUUUUCUUCUGCUCUUUGGA
Messenger RNA from Marchantia polymorpha subsp. ruderalis, 4497 nucleotides. The record is from the annotation of a GenBank genome assembly. Lineage: Eukaryota; Viridiplantae; Streptophyta; Marchantiopsida; Marchantiales; Marchantiaceae.